AUGUCAGUAGAUAAAAUUGAAUAUACAGUAGAGGAUAUAGAGAAACAGAAGAAAUCAGGUGAAGGAAAGGAUGGGAAGGAUGGUAUAUUUGAGGUUGAUAAAACUGAAGGUGCUGUAAAGGAGACUGAAUACACGGUUCUUCCGAUUCUUAAUAAAUUAGCUGCCAAGUUAAGUGCUGAGACCAAAGGUAUUGAAAGAGUGACAGAUGAAGAGAAGACUGACACAUCUAUUUUAAAUGCUGCAUCCAUGUGGUUUUCUGCUAAUAUGGUUAUUGCUGCGUUUGCAUUGGGCGCUUUGGGGCCUGCGGUAUUUGGUUUGAACUUUUGGAUGUCAGUAAUAGCUACAGUUUUGUUUACUUUUAUAGGAUUAUUCCCAGUUGCAUAUUUCUCUAUUUUUGGUGUGGAGUUUGGUUUGAGACAAAUGGUGCUGUCUCGGUUCCUGAUGGGUAAUGUAACCGCUAGAAUAUUCUGUUUGAUCAAUGUUGUAGCGUGUAUUGGCUGGGGUGCGGUCAAUACCAUUGCAGCAGCCAGUUUAUUGCAUAUGGUCAACCCUGACGGUGCUAGGUGCCCGCCUUGGGUAGCGUGUUUUAUCAUUACCAUUUUGACUGUUAUAGUGACAUUCUUUGGUUACAAGGUUAUCCAUGCUUACGAGAAAUGGUCGUGGGUACCCAACUUCGUUGUGUUUUUAAUAAUCAUUGCACGUUUGAAGAUAUCUGGUAAUUUUACAGCUGGUGACUGGGACCAUAAGAGUGUUGACGCAGGUGCGUUCCUUUCCUUUGGUGGUGUGAUAUUUGGAUCUGCCUCUGGGUGGGCUACGUAUGCUGCAGAUUAUACGGUUUACAUGCCAAGUAAUACCAAUAGAUACAAGAUAUUUUUCUCAUUAGUCGCUGGUUUGUCCUUCCCAUUGUGCUUUACUUGUAUCUUGGGUGCUGCAGCAGCAAUGUGCAUACGUAGCGAUCCAGUUUGGAAUAGGUAUUAUAAUGACUACUCCAUUGGGGGGCUUUGCUAUGCUAUUUUGGUUGAGAACUCUUUGAGUAGGUUUGGUGAAUUCUGCUGCGUGGUACUAGCAAUGUCGACGGUAGCUAAUAAUAUCCCAAACAUGUACUCCAUUGCUUUGAGUACUCAAGCUUUGUGGGCUCCUUUAGCUCGUAUUCCAAGAGUUGCAUGGACUUUGUUGGGAAACCUACUGACAUUGGCAAUUGCCAUUCCUGCAUACUAUAAAUUUGAGUCUUUUAUGACUAUUUUCAUGGAUGCUAUUGCAUAUUACUUGGCUAUUUACAUUGCCAUUUCUCUUACUGAGCACUUUGUUUUCAGAAGAAGUUUCCAAGCUUAUAAUGCCAAAGACUGGAACCGUUGGGAUAAAUUACCCAUUGGUUACGCUAGUUUUGUUGCUCUAUUUGUCGGAGCUAUUGGGGUUGCGCUUGGUAUGUCAAGUGAAUACUGGCAAGGACAAAUUUCGAGAGCUUUGUUUGACCUCUUUGGUGACAUUGGUUUCGAAGUAGCCGCCAUAUUCACAUUCAUCGUCUAUAUUAUCUUAAGACCCUUGGAAAUCAAAUACACUGGUCGUUGA
Eremothecium cymbalariae DBVPG#7215 is the source of this 1569-nucleotide messenger RNA. Its product is annotated as cytosine permease. Lineage: Eukaryota; Fungi; Ascomycota; Saccharomycetes; Saccharomycetales; Saccharomycetaceae. Gene Ontology annotation, cellular component: fungal-type vacuole membrane; plasma membrane. Gene Ontology annotation, biological process: cytosine transport; transmembrane transport. The transcript has a single exon. Gene Ontology annotation, molecular function: nucleobase transmembrane transporter activity. The record is from RefSeq and is a predicted model, not a curated record. The coding region runs from base 1 to 1569 and encodes 522 amino acids.